GUGGCAUUUGCUCCGAUUCGGUCACGUAGAAAACUCGGAGUACUGUGACUGAGAUAAGUGCUAUUUUCCCAUUGCGGCCGAGGUGCAUCAUCGUCAAAGCAACAGCUUAAGAUUGCCAUAAUAGAGGAUCUACCCUCUGUAUUCUCAUUCUCAUGCACAUGCACAUGCUUCAGUCUCCUGUCACAAUACUGAGCACUCCAUUCAGGCGAAAAAUAAGCCCGCGAUCCUGCAGCAAGAAGAUAAUUCCUGCCACUCACAACCCAUCGUCAUUUCACCGCCAAUCGUCGACGCAAACACCCCGCGCCCUGGCUCCCACCACGCAGACUCAAAAAUCCAUUUCCUCUCCUCUCCUCCGUCCCUCCUCCGCCAUCAUAGCUUCUCAACGUUCGGAAGCUAUCUCUCGACAUCUCUCUACUGCUCCUUCGUCCUCUCCUGCCAACAUGUCUUACAGCAAGCAGCCCUCAGAGUUCCAACCUCGUAAGGUUGGUGCUUUGCACACUUCGGAAUACCGAUGCUAUAUUGAAGACAAGACUGGCACUCCUGUCUCACCUUUCCAUGAUAUUCCUCUCUACGCCAAUGAGCAACAGACUGUCCUGAACAUGGUUGUAGAAAUCCCCAGAUGGUCAAAUGCUAAGCUUGAGAUCUCCAAAGACGAAUUCUUGAACCCUAUCAAGCAAGACGUCAAGAAAGGAAAGCUUCGAUUCGUCCGCAACUGCUUCCCUCACAAGGGUUACCUCUGGAACUAUGGUGCCUUCCCGAGGACCUGGGAAGACCCAAACGUUGUUCACCCUGAGACAAAGGCCAAGGGCGACAAUGACCCGCUCGACGUCUGCGAGAUCGGUGAGCUGGUUGGCUAUACCGGUCAGGUCAAGCAAGUCAAGGUCCUUGGAGUCAUGGCUCUCUUGGACGAGGAAGAGACGGACUGGAAGAUCAUUGUCAUUGACAUCCACGACCCGCUCGCUCCCAAACUGAACGACAUUGAAGAUGUUGAGCGUCACCUUCCUGGUCUCCUCCGCGCUACCAACGAAUGGUUCCGUAUCUACAAGAUCCCAGAUGGAAAACCCGAGAACCAAUUCGCCUUCAGCGGUGAAUGCAAGAACAAGAAGUAUGCCGAGGAGAUCAUCCGCGAGUGCAGCGAUGCAUGGGACCGACUGGUCACUGGCAAACAACAACGUGGUGACAUCAACCUGGCCAAUGUCACAAAUCAAGCUUCGCCAGACCGUGUCGACCAGAGCCAGCUGUCCAAAAUCCCACCCGGACAAAACAUUCCCCCUGCGCCGAUCGAUGGAAGUGUCGACAAGUGGUUUUUCAUCUCUGGUGCGGCCGUUUAAGCAAACUACCCCAGAUCAUUCGCUGAUUUUCGUUCAGGAGCUGGAGCAGUCUCGACCGAUUACACCAAAUGAGCCGCAAAAGGAGUCAUUGCGUGCAAAUCGUAAGCUGCACAUCCAGAUAGACAAGAUGUCCGCAUACGUAGCUAGAACUGAAAAAUCAUUCUCAUCCAGCAAGGAGAGAGUUUUUUGCCCGCAUACGUCAAACCAGUUUCGGAGACAUGUCAAUAAUCUUAAAGUCCUCCCCCCUUAG
Exophiala xenobiotica is the source of this 1581-nucleotide messenger RNA. Its product is annotated as inorganic pyrophosphatase, variant. Gene Ontology annotation, cellular component: cytoplasm; nucleus. NCBI's taxonomy places the organism in Eukaryota, Fungi, Ascomycota, Eurotiomycetes, Chaetothyriales, Herpotrichiellaceae. The transcript has 5 exons. Gene Ontology annotation, biological process: phosphate-containing compound metabolic process. The record is from RefSeq and is a predicted model, not a curated record. Gene Ontology annotation, molecular function: magnesium ion binding; inorganic diphosphate phosphatase activity. The coding region runs from base 153 to 1331 and encodes 392 amino acids.